UUAACACACAAGGAAGCCUUCCGGGGCACGCGAGGGUCACGCUUCCACCAACAUCCCAAAACGCACCGACUCGCACAUUGGAGAGUGGCAAAAAACUUGAGAAUAGAGAGGGAGAAAUGGUGAGCAGGGAAGGAAUGGAGAGCAUAGCAGAAAGGCUGUCGGCGCAGGAGAACCUCUACUUUCCUCAGGCUAUCCAAUCUGACACCAAAGAGCCAUCUCAGCGCAAGGCAGUCCUCCUUGACCUCCUCUCCCGAGAUAUCGCCCUCUUCUUGGAAAGAUAUGGGUCACUGCUUACAAGCAACGAGCUUCGGGAAUUUGAUGCACUUAAAGAUGAUUAUGAAAUCAAUUGGCACUUAAAGCACCUCAGAAGCAUAAUGAGUCCGACAUUGGAUGAGUUGAAGUCAAGAUCAGUGACAGUGAAGAACCGGAGACGGGCCUACUUGAAUAGACUGAUACAUGAUGGGCAGUAUUUUUCGGAGGAUGCAAUGAGGGAAAGAGAACCCUAUUUGCAUCAUGAGUACGUAGGUAAGUAUCAAGAUCCAAGUGGAAGAAGCAUGGCAAGACCAGGGGAACGGUGGUCAGAGACUCUGAUGAGAAGAUCAGAGGAAGCAUUUUUGGUUGCAAAGAUAAGAAUGGAGCAACAGAGGUUAGGUGUGGAUGAGAGGGACUGGAUUGGUAAUGAUAGAAACCAAGGAGAAGAAAGAGAAGAGCUAGAACAAGAAGAGCAGGAGGAAGAGGAGGAAGAAGAGGAGGAGGAUGAGGAAGAAGAAGAGGAUGCAGAAGGGGAGGAUCUAGAAGAACAUAAGAAGGCUAAUGUGGCUACGCAAUCUGGAGAGAUGGUCUUGGAUCACCCUGAUGCAAACGAUAGUGCCCAGUCAAUAACAGUAAGACAGAGUGAGGAAGUGACUUUGUCUGUGGCAGAGAUCCAAGAUCAGAUGGACCAAUUCACCCACAUCAUGCAGCAGAAAUUUCUAUUAGGGGAAGAUUAUGAGCAUAUAGAUUAUUCAAAAAUAGACAACGAUGAGACCUUGGAUGAUCACUGGCAGAGGGAAGCCAACCAUGAUGCCGAGGAAAAAUAUUUCGCUGAAGAUUGAGAUGAAUGGAUGUUUUAUUUGCUUUUUCUUGUCUGUCAUAAUCUUUUCUUCCCCCUGACUAGGAGUGUUUACCAGCUAAGACUUGCAAAUGUAAUUAAAUUUCUUCUUUGUAUAAAUUAUAUGCGACCAGCAGCUUGUUUUUGUU
Carya illinoinensis is the source of this 1239-nucleotide messenger RNA. Its product is annotated as coiled-coil domain-containing protein 97. The transcript is spliced from 3 exons. The record is from RefSeq and is a predicted model, not a curated record. Bases 117 to 1094 code for a protein of 325 amino acids. NCBI's taxonomy places the organism in Eukaryota, Viridiplantae, Streptophyta, Magnoliopsida, Fagales, Juglandaceae.